Molecule: messenger RNA, 1857 nt
Organism: Penicillium alfredii
Lineage: Eukaryota; Fungi; Ascomycota; Eurotiomycetes; Eurotiales; Aspergillaceae
Gene: spb4
Product: ATP-dependent RNA helicase SPB4
Exons: 4
Coding region: 1-1857 (618 amino acids)
Cellular component (GO): nucleolus
Molecular function (GO): ATP binding; nucleic acid binding; RNA helicase activity
Source: RefSeq, a predicted model, not a curated record
AUGGCUCCGAAGUCGUCUUCGUCUUCCCGGGUGUGGGAUGGCCUCACGCCUUCGCUGUCGGAAUGGACGCUCGACGCUGUGGCCUCCAUGGGCUUCACGCGCAUGACCCCCGUUCAGGCCUCCGCCAUCCCGUUGUUUAUGGCGCACAAGGAUGUGGUGGUCGAGGCCGUCACAGGAAGUGGAAAGACAUUGUCGUUCUUGAUUCCGGUCGUGGAAAAGCUUCUGCGCCUUGAAGAGCCACUUAAGAAGCAUCAUAUCGGAGCCAUCAUCAUUUCUCCGACGAGAGAACUGGCAUCGCAGAUAUAUAAAGUUCUUUUGUCGCUAUUGGAAUUCCAUCCUCCAUCGGCAGCAGCCAUCAACCCUCCGGAAGACGACGCGCCUCGACCGAAAUUCCCCUCGUCAACGCUCAAAGUCAUCCCGCAACUUCUCCUCGGUGGCUCGACAUCUCCUGCGGAGGAUCUCAGCUCAUUUCUGAAACGGUCCCCCAAUGUGAUUGUCUCGACACCAGGAAGAUUGUUGGAGCUUCUUUCGUCGCCCCAUGUCCACUGUCCACAGGCGUCCUUUGAAAUGCUGGUUCUGGACGAAGCUGAUAGACUGUUGGAUCUCGGAUUCAAAGAUGACCUUCAGAACAUUUUGCGCCGGCUACCCAAACAACGGCGGACAGGUCUGUUUAGCGCAAGUAUUAGUGAAGCUGUUGAUCAGAUCGUCCGGGUUGGCCUGCGCAAUCCCGUCAAAGUUGCCGUGAAGGUUAAAGGAGCUGCUGGUGUCGAGGACAAGCGCACCCCUGCAAGUCUUCAAAUGACCUACCUGACAACGCCCCCAGCACUCAAGUUUUCCAUACUCAAGUAUAUUCUUGGAUCAGUCGAACCCACACCCCAAAAGACGAUAUUGUUCGUGUCCACAUGUUCCAGCGUCGAUUAUCUAUCCGUAAUAUUGCCAUUGGUAUUGGGAGAUGAUUAUCUCAUGGUCCCACUCCAUGGGAAACACCCUGCCAAUGUCCGCCAAAAGAACUUUACCCGCUUCACCACUGCCACAACACCCGCCAUCCUCCUCACCACCGAUGUUGCCUCCCGCGGGCUGGAUAUUCCAUCCGUCGACCUUGUUGUGCAGAUCGAUCCACCGUCCGACCCGAAAACCUUUAUCCAUCGAUGCGGCCGAGCAGGACGCGCCGGCCGCAGAGGCCUCAGUAUAGUUCUUCUGCACCCCGGCCGCGAGGAAGACUACGUCUCGUUUCUGGACACAGACGCCGCUGUCGCUACGGAGACCAUGCGCAAGACCAUCCUGCGAGACCGUGCUCUGCACGACAAAGGCCAGAAAGCGUUUGUCAGCUGGCUCCGCAGCUACAGCAAACACAAAGCGAGUAGCAUAUUCCGCGUGGCGGACCUGGACUGGGAAGCCCUCGGUAAAGCAUGGGGCCUUCUCAAAUUGCCCAAAAUGCCCGAGCUCCGCAAUUUCAAAGGAGACCGGACGUUGGGUGUUGCCAUCGACUGGAACAGCUAUGCAUACAAGGACAAGCAGCAAGAGAAGCGGCGCAAGGAGAUCGUGGAGGAGACGGCUCAAGGAGACGGUGCCCAGCAAGAAUUUUCACGGAAGCGACGAGCUACUGAGAAUGCGCCGUGGAGCCACAACAACGAGUCGCGCGACAAGAAGCUCAAACGGAGAGAGUCGAAGAAGGCGCGGAAGGACAAGGAUCGGUGGGAGCGCUUGCCAGAGGACGAAAAACAAAAGAUUCUCGAGACAGAGCGGAUGGUCGAAGAGAUCCGAGUAAAAAACGAGGAGCAAUGGUUACUCAAUCGCGCAACCAAAACCGGCGCAAAAGAUGGAAAUGGCGACGAAGAAUUCGAGGGGUUUGACUAG